GACGGUGCCCGCAGCGAGCUGCCUUCUGCUCUUGUGAAAUACUUCAUAUACCCGCUGUACCUUGUUCUCUGGCCGCCGUGCAUCCAUACCCCGUUCCUUCCUCCUCCCUCUUUCUCUCCUUCUCUCUUUAGAAGCCUUUCUGCAAGCACUUUUGGAUGCUCAGAGUCCACAGCUUUGCCCGCUGAUCGCGACUGCACAGCCCUAUAGAAGACUUGCUACUAUUGAUACCUGCCAUCCGCCACCUUCCACCUGCCGCAUCUGGACCAUUUCGCGGUGUUUCGCGGUACAAUUGCUCGUCAUCGCCAGUCUGGCGUCGUGAAGCAAUAAGCCCCGAGCUCGUCCUCCCUUGGCUCAGAGCUCACCGCUUUCCCCGACACACUCUCUCCCCAUCACACAACUCCCUGUAUGGGGCUCUCCACAGACAGAAUGGCCGGACUCGAGAAUAAAGGCGUCAAUGGUACGGCCAACGGCACUCCGAGCUCUGCUGCUGCCAAAUACAAUCUCCCCUCACAUUUCAUCGGUGGCACUCAUCUCGCCGCCGCCGCCCCAGGCCAGGUGAAAGAUUUCGUGGCCGCCCAUGGGGGCCACACCGUCAUCACAAAUGUCCUCAUCGCAAACAACGGCAUUGCAGCGGUCAAGGAGAUCCGAUCGGUGCGGAAAUGGGCAUACGAGACGUUUGGCGACGAGCGGGCGAUCCAAUUCACCGUUAUGGCAACGCCUGAGGAUCUCCGGGCCAAUGCCGAGUACAUUCGCAUGGCGGAUCAGUAUGUUGAGGUCCCGGGGGGCACUAAUAACAACAACUACGCGAACGUCGAGCUCAUUGUCGAUGUUGCGGAGCGCAUGAACGUUCACGCCGUGUGGGCAGGAUGGGGCCACGCAUCAGAAAACCCAAAACUCCCCGAAUCCCUCGCUGCAUCGCCAAAGAAGAUCGUCUUCAUCGGCCCUCCGGGCUCUGCUAUGCGCUCGCUGGGCGACAAGAUUUCGUCCACAAUCGUCGCACAACAUGCACAGGUGCCAUGCAUUCCAUGGUCGGGCACCGGCGUGGAUGCGGUCAAGGUCGACAAGCACGGAAUCGUCACUGUCGAGGAUGACGUCUACGAGAAGGGCUGCACAAAGUCUCCUGAAGAGGGGCUGGUGGUGGCCAAGAAGAUCGGCUUCCCCGUCAUGGUGAAGGCCUCGGAAGGCGGCGGCGGAAAGGGUAUCCGAAAGGUCGAGCGAGAGGAGGACUUUGAGCAGCUGUACCGUGCGGCUGCGUCGGAAAUCCCUGGCUCGCCCAUCUUCAUCAUGAAGCUCGCUGGAAGCGCUCGUCAUUUGGAAGUGCAGCUCCUCGCCGACCAGUAUGGAAACAACAUCUCGCUCUUUGGCCGCGACUGUUCCGUUCAGCGGCGGCACCAGAAGAUUAUCGAAGAGGCGCCCGUAACGGUCGCGAGUCCGAAGACCUUCCACGAGAUGGAGAAGGCUGCCGUGUCGCUCGGAAAGCUCGUCGGUUAUGUUUCAGCCGGAACCGUCGAAUAUCUCUACUCGCACGCUGAUGACAAGUUUUACUUUCUCGAGCUGAACCCCCGUCUUCAGGUCGAGCACCCUACCACCGAGAUGGUUACUGGUGUGAACUUGCCUGCCGCCCAGCUCCAGAUUGCCAUGGGCCUCCCCCUGCACCGAAUCCGGGAUAUCCGGCUCCUCUAUGGUGCCGAUCCGCACACCAGUACAUCCAUCGAUUUCGACUUCUCCAAAGAGGGGAGCGCGCAGAAUCAGCGACGGCCUACGCCCAAGGGCCACACGACUGCCUGCCGUAUCACCUCUGAGGACCCAGACGAGGGUUUCAAACCUUCUGGUGGUACCAUGCACGAUCUUAACUUCAGGAGUAGCUCCAAUGUCUGGGGUUACUUCUCCGUCGGAACUGCAGGUGGUAUUCACAGCUUCUCUGACUCGCAGUUCGGUCACAUUUUCGCUUAUGGCGAGAACAGGCAGGCAUCGCGGAAACACAUGGUUGUUGCGCUGAAGGAACUGAGCAUUCGUGGAGACUUCCGGACCACUGUUGAGUACCUCAUCAAGCUGCUUGAGACCCCAGCUUUCGAGGACAACACCAUCACCACGGGUUGGCUGGACGAGCUCAUCUCCAAGAAACUGACCGCUGAGCGACCUGACCCCAUGAUUGCCGUCAUCUGCGGUGCUGUCACUAAGGCCCACAUUGCCAGCGAUGCGUGUAUGAACGAGUACAGGAUCAGCUUGGAGAAGGGUCAGGUUCCCUCCAAGGAUGUGCUCAAGACCGUCUUCCCCAUCGACUUCAUCUACGAGGAGUACAGAUACAAGUUCACUGCAACUAGGUCGAGCAUCGACAGCUUCACCCUUUUCAUCAACGGUUCAAAGUGUUCUAUUGGAGUGAGGGCUCUUGCAGAUGGCGGCCUCUUAGUCCUCCUUAAUGGCAAGUCUCACAACGUCUACUGGAAGGAAGAGGUUGGCGCUACUCGUCUCUCUGUAGAUGGCAAAACCUGCCUUCUCGAGCAGGAGAAUGACCCCACUCAACUCAGAACCCCAUCGCCUGGUAAGCUUGUCAAAUUCACGGUAGAGAACGGCGAGCACAUCAAGAAAGGCCAGGCAUUCGCCGAAGUUGAGGUCAUGAAAAUGUAUAUGCCCUUGAUUGCCCAGGAAGACGGCGUUGUCAACCUUAUCAAGCAGCCUGGGGCAACCCUUGAGGCUGGCGACAUCCUCGGUAUACUCGCUUUAGAUGAUCCAACCAAGGUGAAGUCAGCCCAGCCAUUCUUAGGUCUCCUCCCUGACCUCGGUCCACCACAAGUCAUGGGCAGUAAACCUCCGCAAAGAUUCGCGUACCUCUCCGGUGUUCUCGAGAACAUCCUCCAGGGCUUCGACAACCAGGUCAUCAUGCAGAGCACCCUCAGGGAACUGGUUGAAGUUCUCCGCGAUUCGGAACUUCCAUAUGGUGAAUGGAACGCCCAAGCAUCUGCCCUCCAUGCCCGCAUGCCCCAGAAGCUUGAUGCCACUCUCGGCCAAAUCGUCGACCGUGCACACAGCCGAAACCUGGAAUUCCCAGCCAAGCAGCUCAACAAGGCAUUCCAGCGAUUCCUUGAUGAGAAUGUUGCGAAGGGCGAUGCCGAACUUUUGAAGGCUUCCUUGGCUCCUCUCACUGAUGUCAUCACCCGCUACACUGAGGGCCUCAAAGCGCACGAGUACACUGUCAUGAUCAAGUUCCUGGAGAUGUACUGGGCCGUCGAGUCUCUCUUCUCAUCCCGAACUUCCCGAGACGAGGAAGUGGUUCUCAAGCUUCGUGACGAAAACCGCGACAACAUCUCCAGCGUUGUCCACACCGUUCUCUCCCACACCAGGGUGAGCGCGAAGAACAACCUGGUGAUUGCGAUUCUUGACUUAUAUCGGCCAAACAAGCCUGGUGCAGGCAACGUUGCCAGGUAUUUCAAGGGUGCUCUCAAGAAGUUGACCGACUUGGAGUCUAGGUCGACUGCCAAGGUCUCUCUCAAAGCCCGCGAGGUUCUCAUCCAGUGCGCUAUGCCCUCUCUUGAGGAGCGAACAUCCCAGAUGGAGCACAUUCUCCGUUCUUCGGUGCUUGAAUCUCGAUAUGGCGAGAGCGGGUGGGACCACCGUGAACCUAAUUUUGAAGUGAUCAAGGAGGUCGUUGACUCCCGUUACACCGUCUUCGACGUUUUGCCUCAGUUCUUCGCCCAUCAGGACCCCUGGGUCGCUCUUGCUGCCUUGGAGGUAUACACUCGUCGGGCGUACCGUGCUUACCAGCUCAAGGAGCUCCACUACCAUACCGACUCAGAGCAGCCCUAUAUUCUCUCCUGGGACUUUGCCCUCCGUAAGGUCGGCGAGUCUGAGUUUGGCCUCCCGGUUGAGUCCUCCCAACCUUCAACCCCUGGCACUCCCGGAUUCGAACGUCCCCCUCGCAUUCACUCCAUUAGCGACAUGACUUACUUGAACGCUCGCAUGGAGGGGGAGCCUACACGCAAGGGUGUCGUCGUGCCUGUCGAGUACCUCGAUGAUGCUGAAGAGUAUCUCUCCAAGGCCCUCGAGCUCUUCCCUUCUAUCGGCGGCAAGAAGAAGGGUGGCGUAAGCUUAAAGGAUGGGUUGACUAUGAAGCGCAACCCUACAGCUAGUGGACCCAAAAUCGAAAGCGAGGACGAACUGACAGGUGUCUGUAAUGUCGCCGUCCGUGAUGCCGAGAGCUUUGAUGACAAAGAGAUCCUCGAACGCAUCGUUUCUAUUGUCAAGGAGUACAAGGAUGAGUUAUAUGCCCAUCGUGUCCGCCGCCUCACUUUCAUCUGCGGACACAAGGAUGGCACUUACCCUGGUUACUAUACUUUCCGUGGUCCCAGCUAUGUCGAGGAUGAAAGCAUUCGUCAUGUUGAGCCCGCCCUUGCUUUCCAACUUGAACUUGGGCGUUUGUCCAAGUUCAACAUCAAGCCCGUCUUUACUGAAAAUCGUAAUAUCCACAUUUACGAGGCCAUUGGUAAGGGCGCUGAGAGCGACAAGCGCUACUUCAUGAGGGCCGUCGUUAGGUCUGGACGUCUGAGGGAGGAGAUUCCUACUACCGAGUACAUGAUUUCUGAGGCUGACAGGCUGAUGACUGACAUCUUGGAUGCCAUGGAGAUUGUGGGUCACAAUCAGGCCGACAUGAAUCACAUCUUCAUUAACUUCUCUCACGUCUUCCCUCUUGCGCCACAAGAGAUUGAGGAGGCUAUCGGUGGCUUUUUGGAUCGAUUCGGCCGAAGGCUUUGGCGUCUCCGCGUCACUGGCGCUGAAAUCCGUAUUAUUGUCACUGAUCCUGCGACUGGAAUGCCAUAUCCUCUCCGCGUCAUCAUUACCAACACCUCUGGAUAUGUUAUCAACGUCGAGAUGUACGCUGAGCGCAAAUCUGAGAAAGCGGGCAAGUGGCUCUUCCACAGUAUUGGCGGAACCACGAAGAUUGGCUCUCUUCACCUUCAGCCAGUCAAUACUCCUUACCCAACUAAAGGUGCUCUCCAGCCAAAGAGAUACAAGGCUCACCUCAUGGGUACGCAAUAUGUCUAUGACUUCCCCGAGCUCUUCCGACAGGCUAUCGAAAACAGCUGGAACAUUGCUGUUGCUAAGCAUCCAUACCUUCGGGAGAAGCAGCCACAAAAGGGCGAAUGCAUCGAAGCGUAUGAGCUGGUCAUUGACGACACGGACAAUCUGGCCGAGGUCAAUCGUGAUCCUGGAUUCAACACCAUUGGUAUGGUUGGUUGGAUUGUUACUGCUAAAACACCUGAGUAUCCUCGCGGCCGUCGCUUUAUCAUUAUCGCCAAUGACAUUACUUUUAAGAUCGGUUCUUUUGGUCCUCAGGAAGACAAAUUCUUCCACAAAUGCUCUGAGCUUUCUCGCAAGCUAGGCAUUCCCCGAAUCUAUCUUUCAGCCAACUCUGGUGCUCGUAUUGGUCUUGCCGAAGAGCUAAUUCCUCACUUCUCGGUCGCUUGGAAGGAUCCCACAAAGCCUGAGUCUGGUUUCGACUACCUUUACCUGACUCCUGAGAAAUACAAGCACUUCGUUGACGGCAAACGCCAGGACGUUAUCGCCGAAAAGGUCAACGCCGACGGUGAGGAGCGCUAUAAGAUCACUACCAUUAUCGGUGCUGAGGAUGGCCUUGGUGUCGAGUCUCUUCGUGGCUCUGGUUUGAUCGCUGGUGAGACGUCAAGGGCCUAUGAGGAUGUGUUCACCAUCACGCUGGUCACUUGCCGUUCAGUCGGCAUUGGCGCUUACCUUGUCCGUCUUGGCCAGCGUGCCAUCCAAAUUGAGGGUCAGCCGAUUAUUCUCACUGGGGCUCAAGCACUCAAUAAGCUGCUUGGCCGAGAAGUCUACACCUCCAAUUUGCAGCUUGGUGGCACCCAGAUCAUGUACAGGAACGGCGUUUCUCACAUGACUGCGGAUGAUGACUUUGAGGGUGUUUCUAAGAUCGUUAAGUGGAUGUCAUAUGUGCCUGACAAGAAGGGCAACCCAGUCCCUAUCUCCCCAACGGCUGAUGAGUGGGAUCGCGAUGUCACCUUCUAUCCUCCUUCCAAAUCUGGCUACGAUGUGAGGCAUCUGAUUGCUGGUAAGGAGGAUGAGGAUGGCUUCCUGUCUGGUUUAUUCGACCGAGGCUCCUUCGAGGAGGCCCUCGGUGGCUGGGCUAAGACUGUUGUCAUCGGUCGGGCCCGCCUCGGAGGUAUUCCAGUUGGUGUCAUUGGCGUUGAGACUCGAUCAGUCGAGAACGUCACACCAGCAGACCCUGCCAACCCCGAUUCCAUCGAGCAAGUUACAUCAGAGGCCGGUGGAGUCUGGUACCCCAACUCUGCCUUCAAGACCGCCCAAGCUAUCAAGGACUUCAACAAUGGCGAGCAAUUACCAUUGAUGAUCCUCGCCAACUGGCGUGGUUUCUCUGGUGGCCAGCGUGACAUGUACAACGAAGUUCUCAAGUAUGGCUCUUACAUCGUCGACGCCCUCGUCAAGUAUGAGCAGCCCAUCUUCGUCUACAUUCCUCCGCUCGGGGAGCUUCGUGGUGGAUCUUGGGUCGUAGUUGACCCAACCAUCAACGCGCAAUUCAUGGAAAUGUACGCCGAUGAAGACUCUCGUGGUGGUGUUCUCGAGCCUGAAGGUAUCGUGGGCAUCAAAUACCGCCGAGACCGCCAACUCGAGAGUAUGGCCCGCCUUGACCAAACUUAUGGCGACUUGAGGCGCAGAUUAAACGAUCCAUCCACACCGCAAGACGAGCUCAAGGGCAUCAAGGUCAAGAUGAAUGAGCGUGAACAAAGACUUCUCCCCAUCUACGGCCAGAUCUCUCUACAAUUCGCUGACCUUCACGACCGCUCCGGACGCAUGCAAGCCAAGGGUGUCAUCCGUCAAUCCCUCCGCUGGCAGAACGCCCGCCGCUUCUUCUACUGGCGUCUACGCCGUAGACUCAACGAAGAGUACAUUCUUAAGAAGAUGGCGGCUGCGGCUGCACCUGCGGCUGACGUAGCCAAGGCCGAUCCUAUUACCCGCACGCGAGGCUUAGAGAUGCUCAAGGCAUGGUCAAACAUUCCCAAGUUUGAGCAGGACGACAUGAGCGUUGCGGUUUGGUAUGAAGAGAAUAGAAAGGGUGUGCAUGAUAAGGUGGAACAAUUGAAGAGAGAGGGAAUUGCAAUGGAGGUCGCUCAGUUGAUCAGGAAGGAUAGGGAAGGUGGUCUAAAGGGUGUGGUGCAGAUGUUGGCUACAUUGCCAACGAGCGAGAAGGAAGAAGUACUAAGGAUGUUGAGCACGGCGUAAGGAAAGCCCCACUCUCUCACUGAGACUGUAUUAUUGGAAUCUCUCAUAUCCUCGGUUCGUUUUAUUUCAACUUUCAUUGAAAGCAUUCUGAGGGUGUUUGAGGCUUCUUUUCCAGGGGGUUUUGGGAGGGUUGCGGCUGGUCCUAUUGCAGCGUUUUCGACGAUUGUAUUGUUUUAAUGGCCUUUGACGCUCCUGUCCAAAUUUCAAAAGGUGGGUCAGGUUGGGCAAGCCUGGACUCGCAUUGGUUUGUAUACUAGCGGGAACUCCUAGAAUUCAUGCAUAACAUAAGUCUUUGCAACUAGAA
Messenger RNA from Lindgomyces ingoldianus, 7570 nucleotides. RefSeq lists its product as uncharacterized. The record is from RefSeq and is a predicted model, not a curated record. The transcript has 5 exons. Lineage: Eukaryota; Fungi; Ascomycota; Dothideomycetes; Pleosporales; Lindgomycetaceae. Gene Ontology annotation, molecular function: acetyl-CoA carboxylase activity; metal ion binding; ATP binding. The coding region runs from base 406 to 7266 and encodes 2286 amino acids. Gene Ontology annotation, biological process: fatty acid biosynthetic process.